Molecule: messenger RNA, 1515 nt
Organism: Penicillium olsonii
Lineage: Eukaryota; Fungi; Ascomycota; Eurotiomycetes; Eurotiales; Aspergillaceae
Source: the annotation of a GenBank genome assembly
AUGGGGUCCUGGUAUCGCACUUUGAGCCUGACGGCGAUGGCGAUGGCGGUUGCGGGAGUGGAAUCCAGCGCAUGCCGAGCCAACUCUGCCCCGAGCGUGACCAUCAAGCAGGGCGCGAUUCAGGGGUUUGCUCAGAAUGACACCGACGUCUUCCUCGGCAUCCCCUUUGCAGAGACAACGGCGGGGGAGAACCGUUGGAAGGCUCCUCAGCCCAUCGACGCGUUCCAGGGCGGAUACUUUGAGGCCACAACCUAUGGGCCAUCAUGUGCCCAAGUCAUGUCCGGCAACGCUAUCACCGAGCAGAGCGAGGACUGCCUCAGUCUGAACAUUUGGACACCCAGCCAGGCCACCGGCCGUGAUCUGCCCGUGUUCGUCUACAUCUACGGCGGUGCUAUGGUCACCGGUGGCAGCAGCAAUGCCCAGUGGCAAGGUUUCAACAUGGCUCGCAACGAUGUCAUCUAUGUCAACUUCAACUACCGCGAGACUUUUGGCGGCGACAAGUCACGCAUUGUGUUGGGAGGUCACUCCUCCGGCGGAGUGCACGUGGACCACUACCUCUGGAACCACCCUGAGACUUUCUUGGCUGGUGCAAUCGAAAUGUCGGCCAACGCUCAGUCGGGCCCUGCCAUUGCCCCCGCUGGAGUCGCCCUGAAGCAAGUUGUGCAGGACAUGAUCGAUGCCGGCGUGUCCUUGGACUGUACCGCUGAAGACUAUACUCUGGACUGUCUGCGCGCCGCCGACACGUAUGCCUUCCAGACGACGUCCUUCAACGCCACGACGAACACCUGGUUCUCCCCCUCCGUGGAUGAGAUCACCCGAUUCUCCAACUACACCGAGCGCUUCCAAAAUGGGCACUACGCCACCUCCGUCCCCCUUGUUGUUGGUAACUCCGACCAGGAGGGUGCGAUCUUUGGCUAUGUCUACGGCAGCGAGAACACCAACUUCUCCUCCUGGAUCCACACCUUUGAUGCCGACCUGGCAUUUGUUCCGGAGGCUGAACUUCUCGCCGCCUACGACGCCUCGGACUACUCGUCUAUCUCUCAAAUGAGCGGCGCCUCCUACGGGGACGCGCGCUUCCUCUGUGCGACUGACGCCAUGUUGCAGCUACGCGCCGCUCAGCAAUCCACCUGGAUCUACCGCUGGUUCGGCAACUACUCGAAUGUCCUCCCGAUCCCGAACCUCGGACCUUCACACGGAAGUGAGGUUCCCUUUUUCCACGGUGGCAACGAAUGCUUCUCGCUCCUGGAGGGCGUAACUUCCGCCGAGCAGCAGCUGGCGGACUACAUGCUCUCCUGGUUCGUCGCCUGGAUUAAGAACCCCCAGGCCGGACCAGGCUGGGCACAAGCCUCGCCCUCGAAUGGACCUUUGGCGCGCGUCGGUGUGCCCGAGCACGAGGAAGAGAUUGUCAUGAGCACCACUGGCACGUACAAUUCACGUUGCCAGAGUGUUUACCUGCCCAACUACCCUCACUACCCCGUGAUCCAGAACCCCGUCUCCCUGGCUGGAAAUGCCUGA